Molecule: messenger RNA, 1254 nt
Organism: Cryptomeria japonica (Japanese cedar)
Lineage: Eukaryota; Viridiplantae; Streptophyta; Pinopsida; Cupressales; Cupressaceae
Product: MLO-like protein 6
Exons: 13
Coding region: 1-1254 (417 amino acids)
Biological process (GO): defense response
Cellular component (GO): membrane
Source: RefSeq, a predicted model, not a curated record
AUGGCAGGUGGGGGCAAAGCAGAUUCUCGUUCCUUAGAACAAACACCCACCUGGGCUGUGGCAAUUGUUUGCUUGGGCUUUGUACUUAUUUCAAUACUGAUUGAACAAGCUAUUCAUUUCCUUUCCAAGUGGCUCAAGAAACGCAAAAAGAAAUCCCUGGGCAAAGCAUUAGAUAAGAUCAAAGAAGAAUUGAUGCUGUUGGGAUUUAUCUCCCUUCUGCUUACUGUUGGGCAGAAACCAAUUUCAGAGAUUUGUAUAUCAAAGGGCUUAGGAGAUUCAUUGCUUCCCUACUCAAAGGAGAAGGUUUUAGCAGAGCAUGUUUUUGACCAGAUUGGAAAGUUCUUAAUACCUGGGCAACAUCGUAAGCUUCUGUUCUUAGAAGCUUCUGAAACACCAUUAAAGCGUAGCUUGGCCACAGAGGAGCCAGUGACUGGUCAUUGUGCUAAAAGAGGGAAGGUUCCUCUGAUAUCACAAGAUGGACUCCAUCAACUGCACAUCUUCAUUUUUGUAUUGGUUGUUUCUCAUGUCUUAUCUUGCAUUGCAAUCAUGACAUUAGGAUGGGCAAAGGUGAAGAAAUGGAAAUCAUGGGAGGAAGAGACUAAAACGUUGGAUUAUGAAGUUUCAAAUGACCCUUUGAGGUUCAGAAUUACUCGUGAAACUACUUUUGGAAGGAGGCAUAUGAGCUUUUGGUCCACAACACCAAUUCUCACCUGGAUUGUGUGCUUUUUUAGACAAUUUGUGAGAUCUGUACCCAAAGUGGAUUACUUAACAUUGCGUCAUGGCUUUAUACUUGCUCACUUUGCUCCACACAGUAAAUUUGAUUUUCAAAGAUAUAUAAAGAGAUCUUUGGACAAUGACUUUAGCGUUGUUGUAUCUAUCAGUCCACAUCUAUGGUUUUAUGUCAUCUUAUUUUUACUUCUCAAUAGACAUGGAUGGUUCACCCUCUUUUGGCUGUCUUUUAUUCCAUUGAUUGUAAUUCUGCUAGUGGGUACAAAGCUGCAAGUUAUAAUAACAAAAAUGGCGUUAGAUAUCCAAGAUAGAAAUCCUGUUGUGCAAGGAGCUCCAGUGGUGAAGCCCAAUGAUCAACUCUUUUGGUUUGGUCGACCCCAGAUGAUUCUCUAUCUUAUUCAUUUCACCUUAUUUCAGAGCGCUUUCCAAAUGGCUUUUUUCUUUUGGGCAUGGUAUGAAUAUGGUCUGAAAUCCUGCUUCCAUAAAAGGGUGCAAGAUAUUGUGGUUAGAAUAAGCUUGGGGUAA